AGAUAUCGUGUGCCAUGUCAGAGUGUAUUUUUGUAACUAUCGCAUCACGUGUACAAGUCCGCCCCUCACGCACAUUAAAAUCGUGAGCCGCCACUGAGGAAGUGAGCUGCGCGUGUGACUAGUCGCGUCGGGCAAACCGUUACGGCCAGAAAGGGCAGCACCAUGUAUUGGGCUGUGCUGUAUUAAAUUCACCAACUAUCUUUCAGAAACUUUGUGUUAUUCUUCAGGUGUCCCGAGUGGCCAUAACAGCUCGGGGGGCCCUACUGCGUUAACCCCUACCUCUAGCCACAAGGCCGAACCUUCCCUGAGAUCACGAACCCGAGCAAAAAUCACGUCUAAAUAGUCAGAGGUAGCGGGGGCCGCGUCACAGCAUUCUUUCAUUUUCUUUUAGAAGUGUUUAAAUUUGCUAAAUCUCUCUUGCUUCCUACUUUUAUCAGCUAUUUACAUCCAUCUUUUCUUCUCUCUAGGACCGCACUUUUGAUUAAUAUUGAAUUAUCAUUUAGUAUUAGUUUAUUCUUCAACAUACUGAUCCUAUCUUGUGGCGUCUUGUAGUGUGAUGUUACAUCUUGUCUUGUUUCAUCCAAUGUUGACAAAUUACAAGUUGUAGCGUCAAAUCUCCCGUCACGGUUAUUGGAAGCAUGAUCAUAAUGGCGUGAAAAUUGAUAGGAAUAAGGAAAAAAAAUUAACUGGAAUUAUUUGAUACUAUUACUUUUUUCUGUGGAAGUUUCAUAAAAUUAUAACUCCUUCCUAGUUUUUUUAUUGUUUCGAAAUGCAUGCGUUAGUGAGGUUGUUUAAACUGGAUGUUUGUGUUAUCUUUAAAAAAAAAAAAAAAAAAGUAAAUACUUUGAUUGUAAUGAGAGGGAGUGUUUAGAUGAGUGUUAAUUUUUUGUCUUUAUGUAUUGUAUAUUCUAAUAUCAAAUAUUUCUGAUAGAAAUAAUUUGGAAAUAAAAUGGCUUUCAAUUACCCGGCAUUUUCUUACAUUGUGGCCUUAAUUAUAGAUGCAUUCUUAAUAUUUUUUGCUAUUUUUCAUGUUAUAGCAUUCGACGAGCUAAAAACGGACUACAAGAACCCUAUUGAUCAGUGCAACAGUUUAAAUCCGCUGGUCCUUCCAGAGUAUCUCCUGCACCUGGUGUUCAACAUUUUGUUCGUGACUGCGGGAGAGUGGUUCUCCCUCUGUCUGAACAUCCCACUGCUGGCGUACCACAUCAACAGGUACCGCACGAGGCCCGUGAUGACGGGGCCCGGCCUCUACGACCCCACGAGCAUCAUGAACUCAGACGUGCUCACCAAGUGCCAGCGUGAGGGCUGGAUCAAGCUGGCGUUCUACCUGCUGUCCUUCUUCUACUACCUCUACGGGAUGAUAUACGCAUUGAUUUCUACUUAAGCGCAGAAUCCUUGCUGUGGGGAUGUGCCACGCGUCUCAAACUUCGUCCUUCCUUCGCGUCAAUGACGUCGUGCGUCGGGACUCAAGUUGGAAAUUUUUUUCUUCAGCUGGUGGUUUUGUGGACGGACACAGCUUCUAGUCUUACCACGAGCGUGUACCUCUGGGAGCUUUCGGAAACCUCAGGCAAUCUCGUUUCUCUUUCCCCUGCCGCGCGAUUGGGUUUGGUCGAUCAUAGUGACUCAGUGACCAGACUCGUUCAGAACAAGCACUCUUAACGUAUUAUUUUGAAACAGCCGCAGUUCAAAAACGUCAUACAUUUUUAUUUUGCAUUGGUUAAAAUACAAACACAAGGUUUCAGCAAAUGAAAUUAUGAUAUUUUGUAUACCAAACAGUAACUGUUUAUUUUUUAAAUAUUUGGUUUGGUUUUCUCUUGCUCUUUUGUGGUUGACGACAGCUUCACUCAGCUCACCCUGUGAUCACACAAGAUUAAACCAGAGGCGAUCGAGUAAAGCAUUGAGUUAAUCAGAUCUCCAGAUUUUGAAUGUGGGUAAACAAACUACUUGGGGUUAUGAUGGUCUUUUUUAAAAAAAAAAAAGUUUUUUAGUUUGAUUAUUUCAGUAGAUCUGCUUCCAAUUAUGUUUUUAACUUGCACUUGAACACGUUUUAAAAUGUGUUAUUUGGACCAAAAAUUGACUUAGACAUAAAAGUGUAAUUAAUAAUGUUCUGCAAUCCAAAUACUAGUGAAAAAAAAAAUAGUUUAUUGAUAAAUAAGUGCUUAGCAUACAUGAUUGUCAAAUUAAUAUACCUCGACAAGGAAAUUAAAAAAAAAAUUUAUACCUAGUCAAUUGGCAACAUCCAAGUGGAAAAAUAUUAUGACGGAUGUGCGUAUCACGUGAAUCGCUCAGUUUGUUGACGGAAAAACAGAUGGUGGAUGAACAUAUGCGAUGGAUCAUUGUGUGUCUAGCUUUACUUUACUAAAUCCUAUUUGCUUUAAUGUAAACACUUACUCUGAUCGAGUUAGCCUGGUUAGGUUUUCGAAAGCACCUUCUUUGUAAACUUAUUUAUUGCAUGGUGCUGAAUGUCAUGUGCUGUAGUUUUGGGUUCCUUGUUUAAAGAAUUCAACUUUUGAAAGUAGGGAUAAAAUGAGUGAAAAAAUUUUGUUGAACAGCUGAAACUAUUGGGUUAUUUCCCUUUUUAUGCGUACAAAAUAUUUGAAAGUUUUCACAUUAUACCUGGACCUACAGUUGAACUUCAUCCAAUUCAGUGUAACUAACUACAAUUAUUGUACAUUGUGAUAAGCACUUACACAAACACUGUAUUAGUAUUAAGAUGCAUUCGUAGAGCUAGUUUUAACUCUUAAUACCGUGUUUUACUAAAUUUGUGUUUUGGUUUUUCGGCCAGUCAGAAGCUUUGAAUGUUGUACCACAUUGUCAUUCGAAGAACUGUAAUCGGUUACUGAGAAAAUGUGGGUUGGCUAAUUUGUGACGAAUAGCUUCCCCAACCCCCAAGGUGUCAUGCUAUAAAAACAUCAGAGUGCAAUUUUCGAAGGAAAAAAAAGGGUGGCCGGAAUUAAAUUCAGAAAUUAUUGAACUACUGAGUAUCUAAUUCUGCAGUUAUUAAUAUUUUCCUUUACAUUACACACUACCAAAUACAGCUGCAUUAAUUUCUUGCCGGCUAAAUCAACUAAAAAUAAACAAAGGAAUGGGGUUGAAUUUAUGUCACUUGCAACCAGACCUCUCUGAAUGUUAUAUGUUGUGGAAGUGCUUAUCACCAUAACUAUCCAUGUUUAAACAUUUGUUGGUUGUACUGUAGUCGUUAUAACAAUUUGCAUUCGGUUAAAAAAGUUUUAAUGGAGUGUGUUACAUUAGUCAUAAAUCUUUAUGAUUAAUUUUUCUACUGCAUCUGCUAUAACAACGUUACUCCCAGCACAGUUGUACUUGGUCAUUUAAACUUUCUAUUUGUAAACUUUUAACACCAAUGAGUUGUAAAAUCAUCUUGAAUAUCUACUAAAAGAGAUUUUGGCUAGGUAGGAAAAUGAUUGAAAUUUCCAUGAAAGGGCUGAAAUGAGCAAGAAUGAUAUUUUAAAGAAAACCUGGCAACAUUUGUCAUUGCUACAAUCGUAUUUUAACUAUCUACAUCUACAAUAUAACAGUGAUUGUAAACAAAACCAUACGUAACGUGUGAAGUUAAUCUUUUAACACGUUAAACUUCACAGAUGGGGUAAGUGUUGGAAUAAUUCAUUUUUUAAAACUUUUUUCCCCAUUUAUUAAAUUUUGGCACACUUUAUGAGAGAAAAUGCACCAUUCGUGAAACGUUAUAUGCAGGAAAAAAUACAUUGUCCUUAUGGGGAACAUGUCGGGACUUAAAAAAUGUUAUGUUAUAAGCAGGAACAUUAUAACAUAAUACAAUUAUACUGUUUUAUAUUAGUGAUGGUAUCAUCCAAAUUUUUCUCAAAUCUGAAUCUAGGCUCCAAGGGUCAAAAAUAUAGUUGUAUAUAAGAAAUGAAAAUUAUUAAUUUUGGUGUAACAGAAAACCCUUUACAUGUUUGUUUGGCAAACUUAAGUUUCCAGAAUCAAUAACAUUGCAAUUUUGUUCAUAUUAUUUUCAUGUGAAAAGUGGGGAAUGGUAAUAUGAUAGGUACGUAGGAAAAAAAAUUAAGCUAGUAAAUUUCAUGGGUUAUCAUUGUUGAAAAUUUUAGUUUACCUUGUUUCCUCUAGCAUUUUUUGUAGAAUCUUUUUACUCAAAUAUUGAAUCCUUUUGAGUAUUGUAUUAAGGAUUGAUGGUAUUUUGAGUUUUUGAUUGGCCCGUCCCUACUUUAUAAUAACGUUUCUUUGGUGUUUCAUUUAAACCUAGACGGAUGUUUGAUAAUCCAACAGCUGCGGUCCCGAAAGUGCUGGGUUAGAGAGCUAUGCUAGCUUCGAAUUCUUUUCCUGUGUUAGCUUGAUAAGUUGUUCAAUCACACAAAUGUGACAAGGUAGUACAGUCUCCAAAUCAGCGGUUCUCAAAAGGUGUUCCACGAAACGAAUUUCAUAUAGAGCAGGCACAAUUAUUGUCAAAUAACUUUCUUUGGAGUUGGGGUUCCGCCAAAAGAAAAUUCGAUUAUUGAAUUCCCUGGCUGAGAAAAAAAUUGGGAUCUGCUGCUCUAGACAAUUCCAAAUGUAUUGCAUAAUUGUAGGGUUUCAAACCAUUCCAUGUGCAUACCAAUUAUCUUUGUACUUUUAGUGUGUCUUGGUCAUUUGUGUGUUCAUGAAAUUUAAGAUUGUUAUGAACCACACAUUUUACAUAAUAUUAACACUUUCAAGACCAGCAAAUUUUUGUGCACUCUUUAGUGUAAAAAAAAAUUCAUAUUUUAAAAAAAUUUAUUGGAAGAUAAAAUUUAAUUCAUGCAUAGAAUUAUGAUACAUGGUUAGAAUGCUUGAAAGGUCUUCUUUUCAGUUAUUCAUUAUAAAAUAUAAAUAAAUCCCUGAAGUGUCUGCAUUGUAUGUGAUGCGAAUAAACACUUUAAACAAACUACUCAUUAGUCACAUGCAAUAUUUGUCCAGAAAGUGUUAAUGCAAUGAGAGAAAGUCAAAAUAUAAAAUGUUAUCCUUCUUAAUUUUACAUACAAACAAAAAAAAAUCAUGUUCCAUUUAAAAACUAAGGGGAAAGAAAGAAAUCCACAUUCAAACAAAAGAAUUGGUAUUUCUAAACUAGCGUAAGCAAUAUUGCGUAUGAAUGGUUGAAAUAUGAAUUAAAUGUAUCAUUGUGUGCAUGAAUACUUACUGUUUUAAGUAUAAAUUUUUUUUUUUAGUAUUUGUAAUUCUAGUUCAUGUAGUAAGUAGACUAUGAAAUGUGUAGUGUGUUGGGAAAUACUUUUUGUUUUUUCGACAUGUAAUAAAUUAUUUUCUUUUGCACAUAGUAUAAUCAAAUCAAUGACUAGUGUAGGUAUGUUAACUGCAAAGGAUAUUCAUACAUUGUGGUGUGGUGAAAAACUGGUUAGUGUGAUUAUGAGUAAAGGACUCGACUGAUAAUACUGUUCUUCGUGAAAAUAAUCAAAGUGUCAGUUAUGUAAGUAUUUGUGGCUUUUGGGUGAGCAUAGGAAACUCAAUCCUACAAACAUUAAAGGUUGUGGAAAAAGGAACUUUUUUUAUGCUAUGACACACAUGGUAACUUUUUGUCAACAUCUUGGAUUUUAAACAACUUAAUAAAAAUUUAAUAUCAGAAA
Molecule: messenger RNA, 5588 nt
Organism: Bacillus rossius redtenbacheri
Lineage: Eukaryota; Metazoa; Arthropoda; Insecta; Phasmatodea; Bacillidae
Gene: cni
Product: protein cornichon
Exons: 5
Coding region: 950-1384 (144 amino acids)
Biological process (GO): endoplasmic reticulum to Golgi vesicle-mediated transport
Cellular component (GO): endoplasmic reticulum membrane; COPII-coated ER to Golgi transport vesicle
Source: RefSeq, a predicted model, not a curated record